Trichoderma citrinoviride is the source of this 2409-nucleotide messenger RNA. Its product is annotated as cysteine proteinase. Lineage: Eukaryota; Fungi; Ascomycota; Sordariomycetes; Hypocreales; Hypocreaceae. Gene Ontology annotation, molecular function: calcium-dependent cysteine-type endopeptidase activity. Gene Ontology annotation, biological process: proteolysis. The record is from RefSeq and is a predicted model, not a curated record. The coding region runs from base 1 to 2409 and encodes 802 amino acids. The transcript is spliced from 4 exons.
AUGCGAGCGGCUGCGGAGAGGGGGAUUGGCAAAGACGAUGCAGCCCGCCUUCGCCGCAGAUGCCAACAGCUCAUUGCAUUCGCCGAACAGCUCAAGGUGCAGCUGACAGCCUCGCCGGCCUCGCCACCGACCGACGGCCUCAGUAUUCUGCGUGGCGCUUCACGGCUCCACGGAAGCUACUAUCCCCCUUGGAGUGACGAUCCUCCCGACGCGCAGUUCCAGCUGGGACCCGAUCUAGCGCCAUACGUCGACGACACUCUAUUCCCGCUUUCCGAGACCCAACUGGCCAACUUUUCGGCAUGGCAAAGACCACACGAGCUGUUCGGCCCCUUCGCCGCCGGCCAAGAUGAUGCUCUAAUGAACCAAGGCACGCGCUUCGACUUGGCGCAAGAUAUAACUACUGACUGUUCGGUCGUCGCUAGUCUUUCUGCUGCCGCGAGGAUCUGGACUGGAAAACAUGCGGUCCUUUCGAAAAUAAUGCACCCGUUCGACCACGCAAGAGGGCAGCCUAAGCUCUCUCCUUCCGGGAAGUACAUCUUUCGGCUGAACUUCAACGGUUGUGCUCGUCUAGUUACCAUAGACGACAGGCUUCCCGCCUCGGGAACCGAUAGAGCUCUCUUUGUCACAGAUCGACAUAAUCCUCGGUUGAUAUGGCCGGCUUUGCUCGAGAAGGCCUACCUCAAAGUACGUGGUGGUUAUGACUUUCCUGGCAGCAACUCGGGAACCGAUCUCUGGGUCCUCACUGGCUGGAUACCCGAGCAAUUAUUCCUCCAAAGGGAGGACUUUGACAUGGACGAGACUUGGAACAGGAUCAAGACAGCUUACGGCAAUGGGGAUGUCAUUAUCACGCUUGGCACAGGCCCUGUCUCUACAGAAGAGGAGACUAUCAUGGGACUCGUAGGAGAGCAUGAUUAUGCUGUGCAGAAGCUGGAUCCCUCGAAUCGCAGGUUCCUCGUUAAGAAUCCUUGGUCGGGCGGCCAAUCGUGGACAGGACAAGAGUGGUCUGCUGUUCACGGCUCCGGCAGGGCCAAACUGGGCUCGUCACCCGAGGCAAGUGAUUGUGAUGAUGAAUCACCCUGCCGGGGUACACUUUGGCUGGACAGUGAGGAUAUAGCUCAGCAUUUCGAAUCCAUGUACCUCAACUGGAAUCCGGCGCUGUUCACUCAUCGCCAAGAGCGUCAUUUUGCAUGGGAGAUCCCCACGACAGAUUUUGCGGCGUCAUUGGUGCGGAAUCCGCAAUUCUCAAUCACCUCGCCAACAGGAGGAGUGAUUUGGAUCUUGCUGAGCCGUCACUUCAAAGAUGCCGAGCUCGAAAUUGCCCGCAACGCAGCUGGUCCUUUGGCUGCCGUGUCCAGUCAACUAGGCUUCAUGAGUAUUCUUGUCUUUGACCGUCAGGGCCAAAGAGUCCAGCUCGGUGAUGGAUCGACAUACCGCGGGCCAUACGUCGACUCUCCACAGACGCUCGCGCGAAUCGAGAGCAGACCUGGUAAAGCAUACACCGUCGUGGUUGACCAGCAGGCGCUGCCUUUACCCAGCUACACCUUCUCGCUUUACGUUUUUUCAAACGGCUUAGUGCACGUCAAGGAGGCUGAAGAGAAGAUGGCAUACUUUACGGAACAACGAGGCGCUUGGAACAGACGGACGGCCGGGGGAAACCCGUCAUGCACAACUUACUUUCUGAAUCCCCAGUACAAGCUGUCGGUCCCUCGCGCCACUCCCGUGUCCAUCUUGCUGGCUACAGGCAACCGCGACGUUCAUGUACACGUUGAUCUGAUUUGGGCGCGGGGCAAACGUGUAAAUACCGUCAAGGCGAAAGACUUGGUCGUGUCCUCGGGAGAGUAUCGCCGUGGCUGUGCCAUUGCAGAACUCGCUAUGCUCGAGGCUGGAGACUAUACCUUGGUCUGUUCGACCUUUGAAGCGCAGCAAAUGGCCGAGUUCACAUUACGAAUUGGCUCCAUGACCCCAAUUACACUGGAGCCUAUACCGGCCGAUACGGCGGGGAAAUUACGAACACCUCUGCCACCUCUUACUUUAGGCGGAGAAGGCCAGCGUUGGAGGGCCUCCAUCGGGGCGUCCUGGGUAACCCGAGCUUUCGUUUCCGUCCGAAGUGUGGCACCUCCGCCAGAGACCUCUUACCACGACACGCGCUCGCCGCCGGGCGUGAUGGUUCGAAUCUCGAUGUCGGAUGGUUCGGGUUCGGAGUCCCGGAUCCUAGCCGAGUCGAGAGCGGGCUUGGGAGAUUCCGGACCAGUCAUUCGAACUGCCGAAUUUGACAUUGAGCCCUCCAGUACGGGUGGCGGCCCCAGAUACCUUGUUAUAGAGAGUUUGCGGGAGCAUCGGACGAUUCAAGAGCUCUCUGGAGAUGUCUUUAGCGACUCUCCCAUCCAGAUUGGCGACUGGGAAGCCUAG